Molecule: messenger RNA, 279 nt
Organism: Kwoniella botswanensis
Lineage: Eukaryota; Fungi; Basidiomycota; Tremellomycetes; Tremellales; Cryptococcaceae
Exons: 4
Coding region: 1-279 (92 amino acids)
Source: RefSeq, a predicted model, not a curated record
AUGGUAUACACUAUCGUCGUUCAUCUUCAAUCCCUGCCCGACAAAGUCGAGGAAGUCAAAGCUAAGCUUAUCGAAGCUGCAGCAGUGUACAGAAAGGAUCAAGAGACCCUUGAUUGGCACGUCAUGCAAGAUCCCAAGGACGCUACCAAGUUCUGUAUCGUUGAGAGGUACGAGAAGGAGUCUUCGCAGGAAUACCACUUGAAUAACCCUACGUUCGAUCCUUAUGUCGUACCUAGGUUGGCGAAACCUAUGGACUUGACGAGAUGGGAGGAGAUGUAA